ACUCUCGCUGUGGAGCUCCGGGUUCUUAAGCAAGGAGUGUGUAGCACAGUCCUGGAGAAAAGAGACAGAGGCUAGUCAUGUCAGGAAAUGCUGAGGUAAUUAAUUCAAUGUGACAAACUGGGUCAAAAACAAUAGGCAAUUUACAAUUUCUGGAGAGCGAACUAAAUCUUCAUAUAACCGGCAGCUGAAGCUUUGGUAUUGCUCAUGGAUCUGCACCCAAGUUCCUGGGAAUAAUGUCUGUGAAACUGCACUUUUCUUCUCCUGCUGAUCCAAGUGGGAUAAACCGCAGCCGGUCGUUCACUGGCUUCGGUUCUAUGGCACGCAGAAGAUCCCAAGGCUAUUCUGUCACCAGAAGUACUUCAAGGACAAGAAUACCCUCAAUAAAAUCAACAAAAAACCUUGGACCUCCAACCAAAAACACCAGCAGUUUGGAACCACAGCCUGAACGCGUGGAGAAAAUAUACAAGUCGUUGAGGAAAGGCCUGAAUGAAUAUCUCGAAGCUGAUCAAAAUGAAUUAGACCUGCUAACAAUGCAACAGAAAGAUAUGAAGAGAAAUUCCAGACUGGCCUUUUUGUACGAUUUAGAUAAGCAAAUCAGGAUGUCUGAGAGGUAUAUCAGGAGACUGGAGUUUCACAUCAGCAGGAUCGAAGAGCUGCACGAGUCCUAUUGCAUCCAAUGGCGUCUCCGUGAUGGAGCCAACAACAUGAAGCAAGCGUACUCCGUGUCUCCCUCUACCAAAGGAUCCCGAGAAAGUCUAAUACAGAUCAACAGAAACUGCAAGGAAUGUUCUGAGGAUAUGUGCGCCAUAGAGAGGACAUUGGAGAUUCAUCUAGGAGAGUUUCACAUCAGAAUGAAAGGUUUGGUUGGCUUUGCACGUUUAUGUCCAGGAGAUCAAUACGAGGUAUUGAUUAGAUAUGGUCGCCAGAGGUGGAAGUUAAAAGGAAGGAUUGAGGCCGAUGACAGGCAAAUGUGGGACGAAGAGGAGGUGAUGUUCCUACCUCACAUUAAUGAAGAUGUUGAAAUCAAGGUGGCCGAGAUGAAGGGGUUGAUGACUGUUUUGGUUGGAACAGUGACUUGUGAAAGUGCAGACUUCUUCACAGCACAGCCUCAGAUAAUGAUUGUGGACAUUACUGAACUUGGCACCAUCAAACUUCAACUGGAAGUCAUGUGGAAUCCGUUUGACACUGAUGAGCUUUCUGCGAUGUCUGGUUCAGUCAACAAGUACUCUGUGUCCAGCAGAAAAGGUUCUUUGUAUAAUUGGACACCUCCGAGCACCCCCAGCUUCAGGGACAAAUAUUUCCCUCAAUACUUUGGACAAGAGGAUACACUGCCUCCAUUAUAUCAGGAAACAAAAGGAACAUCUAUCUUUAAUUACUUAGGAAAUGGAAACCAAAACACACACUUAUCAUCUGUCCCCGAGAACGAGAAGUGCCACAGUUAUACAAAUGUGGAGUCAGAAGAAAAUAGUCGUUGCGUUGAAGGUUCUUCGGGAAUUCAGGGGUCGACCAGUGAAUUAUCUAGUGGUACACAGGAAGAUAUCCCUUCAGUACAACCUGCCGACUCACCACAGACACAACCCGAUUCUCCAAAUCAAAAACAAUUACAAUUGGAUUGGACUCAAGCCGUAUCUUCAGUCCUGCCAGAAUCUGCUUUGCAUGUAGGACCACAACCCAGUCAACAGCUGUCUAGGGGGAAGCCUCCUGCACUGGGUUCAACUGACCACAUUAACACACACAUUCUAGACCAAUUGACUCCCACCCUCCCCAGCACACAUGGAAAUGGAACCCUUGUACCUCCUGAGAAGAGUGCGAGGGCAGAUUUUGUUUCGGUUAACAUUGGAGCAAUAUUGCAGGAGAUAUUGAUGUUUCUAAGGACUGUGCAAAUACGCUAUAAGGAACUACAGAGACUGGAACAGCAGCUCCUGCACUUUAGGGACAUUCUGAAAGAAUCAACCAGCAGCAGAAGUGAAUCCACAGUCAGUCUGAGCGUUGAAACCGCCUUAGAAAGCUUUGACUUCUUAAAUGUGGAUAUAAAUGAAGAUACCCUCUCCUGUUCUGGGAGUGUGCGGAUAAAGGAUGAAAGGAACAGCACUUACACUGAACCCAGUCUUUGUCAUCAUGACUUGUCAAGUAAGAAUGGAGAAUCAGGAACAAAACGAAAGCAAAUUCUUGCCCUGACAUCAGAAAACCACUAUCUCGAUCAAACCCUCUUAACUCACCUGCAGAUAUGCAGGAGGCUUCUGCAGAGAUUUACAUCAAUUGGCUCUACCCUACAGAACAGUAUUUUGGAGGAGCUCUCACAGCAGAUUCUUGUGUUCGAAACUCUAGCUGUGAUGUGUCAUGGGAAGACUGGGAAUGUCAGAUCAGUGGAGGAGGUCAUUCCGAAGGCACAGAAGGUAAAGUUACUCUCGUCGUUCUGGAGAAAAUGUGCAGGGACAGAAUGUGUUCUGUAUUCGUCAACUGAGAGGUUUCUCACACAACUAAGGAACUAUUAUACACAGAAGGUGAACGCAAAAUGCCUCGGACUGUCAGAGAGAGUAUUCAGAACACUCCUGCACCAGAUUGCGGGCUGCUGUGGAUUCCUGCUCUCUGCUAGUCUCUCCGAAGAAGUGCUAACAAUCUUCCAGUUUUUCAACUAUGUGAAAAGGCACAGCAUUACUGACCUGGGAACACAUCUGAUGAAACUCACAAAGGAAGUAUCUCUUGCUGAAGCACUGCAAACCACACAGAAGAUUAAGACACUGAAAAAGUUAAAAGGAAAGCAUAUCACUGAGUUCCAGCCUCUGCACCAAACGCUGGAGUCAAUCAGCAUCCUUCAGUUGGAUGAAAACCCGAAGGUCAUUCAAGCGGCAAAAUCAUUUCUUUCUAAUGCCUCAGUGCAUAGACAUUUUCGAGACAAGGCUUUGGCCCACUACACAGACGCUUUGCAAGACAAAGAUUUACAAAUUCAGAAAAGUGCCUGUAUGGCUCUGAAACAUCUGAAGGCUGUGGAAAGCAUCGAACAGAUUGUCAGUCUGUGCCAGUCUGAGACUAAAGAUGUGAGAGAUACUGCAAGAGAAACCAUCCUUUCUUUCGGUGAAAAAGGUCAUUUAGCCUUUGAGAAGUUGGAAAAAAUGUGGUACGAUCUCGAAGAGGACAGAAUCCAAAACGAAACCACUCAAAUCACUAUUCUCUGAACGUUGAACACUUUCAAGAAACGUUAGCUCCAAUGGACAUAACUGAUACGUAAUAUGUUGAAUUGUGCUUAUACUGCACCUAUAUAUUCCUCUGUAUAAAGAUGCACAUGUGUAUAAAAUACGACGUUCAGUUUUGGUUCACACAAGUGAUCAUUGACAUAAGAAAUAAAGUUGGGGUAUCAAGACACUGGUCCACUCAAAGGGCUGUUGUCAGUUUACUCUGUAGCAAAUAUACAAAUAUUCUAUGCACAGCAAGUAAAUGUUUUUAAAAUAAACAUAAUUUAUAUAAUAGGUAGUACCAAAUAUAUUUUGAAAUGGAUGCCAACACUCCUUUUAAAAUGUACCGUGUAAAUGUUAACGCAAGUAAAAGAUACUGGAUAUCUUA
Callorhinchus milii (elephant shark) is the source of this 3561-nucleotide messenger RNA. It is a transcript of the gene ripor3, whose product is annotated as RIPOR family member 3. The record is from RefSeq and is a predicted model, not a curated record. The transcript is spliced from 22 exons. NCBI's taxonomy places the organism in Eukaryota, Metazoa, Chordata, Chondrichthyes, Chimaeriformes, Callorhinchidae. The coding region runs from base 234 to 3176 and encodes 980 amino acids.